CCAAUAUGGAGAAGCCAUCGAUCUUCGACGUCCCCCUUCUCAAGGACGAGGUCACCCAGUAUCUCUCCAGUCGCGACCUGGCUCAUUGCUCCCGCGUUUCCAAACAGUGGUCCACCUGGUUUAGGCCCACUCUCUGGCGUGCCCUCGACUUUGGGUCCUCGGAUUUCGAUGAAUGCACUCUGCAAAAGCACCGCGAUCACGUCAAGACAAUCCUCCGCCUGAAUAUCGCUCACCUGGCCGCUGACGACUUUCCACUCCCCAAUCUCUGGUCCUUGGAGGCGUCCUCUUCGUUGAAUAUCUUUGACAGUCAUGUGCUCUUAACGGAGAUAUCUGGUUUACGCACGUUCUUGAGAAUCGCUCCGACUGUUCUGCGAACACUGAAGAUCGAAUUCUGGCUCAUCAAUCCAGAUCUUGAUGAAAUGAAAAAUUUUGACCUCACUUCCCGACAAUUCCUCGACCCGUUUUUUGUACUUCAACUUUUCCAGGCCUGCAGCAACCUCGAUUCAUUGAUUUUACGUGUCAGAUCCUACCUUACUAUACUGUAUCAAGACGAGCAUCUCCGUGAAGUUCUGAGAAAACAGGACGAGUCCGCCAACCGUGGCAUGGAGCAGAUGCCAAAGGCUCAACUGCGAGAGCUGGGGCUUUACGUACGGUGUUUUGGGUAUGGGCUCGCCAUCUUGCCUCUGUUUCUAGCACAAUGUCCACACUUGCAAGUCUUUCGACUGGGAGAUCUGGAGACUAUGGGAGAUCUGAAGACCACAGGAAUACUGGAACAGAUCGUAUCUGUAUUUGAAGACGGCAAGUGUCCAAAAUUGCGAGACCUUCAGCUAGGCGGUGUUCUAGGCAAGGAUACCGAAGAACUGAACACAAGGUUUAUACGCUCGCUCGGACAAGGAAGCGGCGAUGACUCCCUCAACAGCAAUGCAGGCGACCUGGAGAGACAAUGUGGGCUCGAAUCCAUAACAGUCAAGGGCACUAGGGCCCUAAGCACAUUUGUGAUGGCCCUCACGCAACAUCAAGCCACAACAUUGACGUCCAUGGAUAUCAUCCACUACCACAACACUCGGCUGGCAGACCUUGUAAGUCUUGUGAGCAGCCUUCCGAAACUGCGUACCCUGGGUAUCACUGUUAACUUGCGGUCACAGAACGGUCGUACCCCAGAAGAGGACCUGGCACUUCACAAAGGGUGGGUCUUCCUUGAGCUGAAGCGAUUGACACUGUAUUACAUUUUGGAACAUGGGACUGAGGUUGUCAGUCAAACGUGUCCAAGCGAGAAAUUGCAGAGUCGUUUCAUGCAUUAUGUCUUUCCGCAGACUGCGCGUCUUUCGGAACUGGAGGAAUGGACACUUGGGCGCAACAUUGAGUUAUUGUGCUUAUCGAAUGGGUUCCUUAGUUGGCUACCGGGAUUGAAGAGGCUGAAGUCAUUGACUUACAUCGCUCGCUCGAAGAACUCCAUGGAUACGGUGGAGGCAGAGUGGAUGAUUGAAAACUGGCCGAGUCUGAUUCAUGUUGCGUUACUGAGCACUGACCGAGACGCUUUAUCGGAGACGACACUGCUGGCGCAAGAGCGAUUCGUGGCCUCGCUGAAAGAAAAAAGACCAUGGAUCCGUAUCGAGUAGGGCUGUGUGCAAACGGAUUGCGAUCGUCUCAAUAAGUCACUGGAUCGUGAUUCCUCUUAUGGCAUGAUGCUGCACUGGAUCAGCACAUUUCGUCUUGCAGGCGCUUUGCUCAAACCAACAUUUAUAUAGCACGCAUGAAUACGACAAUCGUUCCCUGAAUAAGCUAUCUCUACUCCGAUCCUUUACGUUUCACGCGAAUAAAAGAUGGGCU
This is a messenger RNA of Gamsiella multidivaricata, 1830 nucleotides long. RefSeq lists its product as uncharacterized. Gene Ontology annotation, molecular function: protein binding. The transcript has a single exon. The record is from RefSeq and is a predicted model, not a curated record. Lineage: Eukaryota; Fungi; Mortierellomycota; Mortierellomycetes; Mortierellales; Mortierellaceae. The coding region runs from base 6 to 1619 and encodes 537 amino acids.